Messenger RNA from Trematomus bernacchii (emerald rockcod), 5515 nucleotides. RefSeq names its product tubulin tyrosine ligase-like family, member 5 (gene ttll5). The record is from RefSeq and is a predicted model, not a curated record. Gene Ontology annotation, molecular function: tubulin-glutamic acid ligase activity; tubulin binding. Bases 195 to 4043 code for a protein of 1282 amino acids. Gene Ontology annotation, cellular component: cilium. The transcript is spliced from 30 exons. NCBI's taxonomy places the organism in Eukaryota, Metazoa, Chordata, Actinopteri, Perciformes, Nototheniidae. Gene Ontology annotation, biological process: protein polyglutamylation; microtubule cytoskeleton organization.
CACUACUUCAGGACAUUGCGAAUAAGCAUUCUUUAUUCGCUAGCCUCUGUAUUAAUAUUAUAUUGUUCAUGAAUGGACAUUACAGCUAUACAAUUGCAGGUGUUCUUGCAGUUGGUGUUGGUAGCGUCAGGUGCCAUGGUGAAAACUAGACACUUGAUCCCAGGGAGACCUCGUCCUCCUCUCUCAAUGUGAAGAUGCCUGCUGUGGUCCGUGGUAAGGAGGACUCUGAGUCCUCCUCAGAAGACGAGCAAGAAGACCACCCCUGCAUUGCCUGGAGCGGUGUCAGCAAGGCAAUCCCCGUUCUGUUGUUUCUCCCUGAAGCAGCUGUUUCAAAAGAUGAGGAAAUCUGCUCUAUUGGAGAGCGAUAUCAUUUGGCCUUCAAGAUUGUGCGCACAGAGAGCCGCCUGGUACGAGGACUACUCACCAAUCAUGGAUUCCAUGAGGUUCACCCAAACAGCAAUGACUUUAACCUCAUGUGGACCGGGUCUCACCUCAAGCCUUACAUACUACGCAGCCUUCAAGAUUUCCAGAAGGUCAACCACUUUCCCAGGUCAUAUGAAUUGACACGCAAAGACCGCCUGUACAAAAACAUCCAGCGAAUGCAGCAGACUCACGGCUUCAAAAACUUCCACAUCGUUCCUCAGACCUUUGUGCUUCCCUCGGAGUACCAGGAGUUCUGCAAUUGUUUUGCCAAGGACAAGGGCCCCUGGAUUAUUAAACCAGUGGCAUCUUCAAGAGGGCGAGGCAUCUACCUGGUCAGCAACCCAAAUCAGAUUUCAAUGGAUGAGAACAUCUUGGUGUCUCGCUACAUUAAUAACCCACUACUGAUAGAUGAGUUCAAGUUUGAUGUGCGGUUGUACGUGUUGGUGACAUCAUACGACCCUGUUCUCAUCUACGUGUAUGAGGAGGGCCUGGCCAGAUUUGCCACAGUGAAGUAUGACCGGACUUCAAAGAACAUAAAGAACACGUUCAUGCAUCUCACUAACUACAGCGUGAACAAAAAGAGCAGCGACUAUGUCAGCUGCGAUGACCCUGAAGUUGAGGAUUAUGGGAACAAGUGGAGUAUGAGUGCACUGUUGAGGUAUUUGAAGCAGGAGGGGAAGGACACCACAUUGCUGAUGAGACAGGUGGAGGACCUCAUCAUCAAAGCUCUACUGAGUGCUGAGCUACAGAUAGCCACCGCCUGCAAGACGUAUGUUCCCCACAAGACUAACUGCUUUGAACUGUAUGGCUUUGACGUGCUCAUUGACUCCAACCUCAAACCCUGGUUGCUGGAGGUGAAUCUUUCUCCCUCCCUGGCAUGUGAUGCGCCCUUGGAUCUGAAGAUAAAGGCCAGCAUGAUUGCAGACAUGUUUUCACUUGUGGGCUUUGUGUGUCAAGACCCCCUAUCGAGAAAACCACGCGCUGACCGAGUCCCCCUGGACCCCAGCCUCAAGCCCCCAUCAGCAGGGAGAACACAGCGGCAGAGGCCAGCGUCAGCCAGUAACUCAGAAACAGAGGGGUCCAAAGACAAGCUAGGACCCAAACAAGGGCAAGGAGACAGCACUCUGAGCAUGACUGCUGAGGAGGUCAAAGUGUUGAGGCGGAUAAAGGAAGAGUACGAAAGACGUGGAGGCUUCGUGAGGAUCUUCCCCACCGCAGAAACAUGGGAGCUCUAUGGUGGAUAUCUGGAGUCCAAGACAUCCUUGAACUACAUGUUGGCUAACAGACUUUUCCAUGGAAGGAAUGGGAGCGGGAAUGUGCAGCUGGAGGUGGACGCCAUCCACUGCUGUCACGUCGUCCAGUACGAGAGGAAGCUGCUGUCUCUGGAGGCGCGUAAGCAGAGACAGCGCCACCUGACUCAUCGCUCGGCUGAAGGGAAGAAGAAAUCGGGGAAAGAAUCCAAGACCUCCCCAGCGGAGAGCAGCAGUCAGGAGGGAGAGGAGAGAGAGGAGGUGAAACAAGCUCUGGAGCGGGUCUCACACAGGGACUUGGUAGCAGAGCAGAGAAAACAAGUGGCCACACCAUUGGAGCGCUGCCAUGGCAACCCUCUGUCCAGCUCAGAGGCAGCCAUGUUCAGUGCCAGACCCAGAGUCAACCUGCUCAACAUCCUGCAGCAGGGGUGGGACCUCAGUAAAGUGCAGGCCCGGGUGGCUUUUUCCUCCUACCUGCAGCGAGUCCAGCAAAGGCUGCUGGCAGAAAGCAGAGCCAACGCCAUCCCAGCGUGGCCAGACAAGGACAACGACCAAAUGGAGCUGGUGAUUCGCUUCCUGAGACGAGCAGCCAGUAACCUUCAACAAGACAUAAAGGUGGUCUUGCCCAGUCGCCAGCUUCCAAUCCAAGACCGCAGACGCAUCCUGUCCCACCAGCUAGGAGAGUUUAUCCACUGUUACAACAAGGAAACUGAACAUAUUGUGAAAAAACAGGAGAACAGCCAGGAGGAGCAUUGUAUUAACCCUGGUGUGUUUCAGGAGUACAUCACUGCAGCAAGUGAAAACGAUCUGGAGGAGGUUCUGACAUUCUACACACAGAAAAAUAAAUCAGCCAAUGUCUUCCUAGGAACAAAAGUGAGCAGUGUUAAGAAAGACGUUCAUGAAGUAAACGCCUCGAGAGAUUCAGGCCACUGUGAGAAUUCCAAAACUCUGUCUGUGGCCAAAGAGGAUUCCAGCGCUUCAGAGUCCUCGCUCUCCACUGGGAAAUUCAGCAGUGACCCGGACAUCAAGGUCACUGAGAGACAGCCUCCUGUCCGCACUGAAGACCAACCGGCAGCAGCUAGAUCUGGUCAAAUCCAGCCAGAAGUCAAGGCCUUCCAGCACUUUUCUGGCUUUCCUGCGACUCUAGACCGCACACAUAUCCCCCUGCUGCACGACUGCCCUGCGCCCAGGUCCCUGCCUCUUCACUGUCCGCCACCACCACCCCCUCUUCAGCCGCCGUCCUACGCACAGUCCCUGGCUAAGUCUCAGUUCUGUCUUUCUGAGACCCUCUGUGACCCUCCUGCAUACGCCCCCACCCUCAUGGUCACACAGCCACCAAAAGCAACGUGGACGUCCACCGGCUCUAACACGGCCUGCGCUGGAACAUCAACCCAUGUUUUAAGGAGGAUUCAGUCCUUUACCACAUCCUCUCAGACCCCCGGAGCUGCCACUUCCCUCCCGACUGCCACGCACAUUUAUAGUCAGAAGCUCUCUAGACCCACCUCUGCGGGCCAAGUGAUCAAGAGGAGCAGUUCCAGUACACUGAAGUCAAACUCAUCUGGGACGAUAAAGGAGUUAAACUCCCAGGCCCAGUCGAACCAGCAGGCCUUCAUCUCAGCGCUGAAGAAGCUUGCUGACAAGCAGGUAGCUCGCCACUAUACCAGCUCCAGUCACAUCAACCUGCUGACACAGCACUUGACCAACCUAAACCUGGCCAACAGGAUGCUGGGCAAAGAGAGCGCCACGCUGAACCCCAAAGUGCGGCCCACUGCUGCACCACCAGGCCCUCUGAAGGCUGUUCACUCUGCAGCAGAUCGCUGUAGCAGCACUAGCCACAGGCCGCUGAAGGACGAGGAGGAUCUGUGGGACGGGCAGAUGCAAAGUGCCUAUAGCCUGGUGACAGGAGUGAACCCCCAGCAGCGCUACGAGCCCACCCAGGGAAGCUACCAGCUGCAGUUUGCAAUCCAGAAACUGCAACAGCAAAGACUCCAGUCCCGAUCUUUUCUGGACCAGAGCCACUGCAGACACCAGGCUCAAUAUCCAGACCAGACGGGUGCUCCACUCGCCCAGACUCCCCCAGCCUCAUCCAGCUGCCCUCCAUCCAGCUUUCAUGUUCGAACCAGCCACGGUCACAGCCACAGCCAAACCUGUGUGAGUCCUGUUCUCGCCCCCAAGCCGCCCAGCAGUGCCAGAGAGGGACAGAUCAGGAAAACGGCAACAAAGCGCCUCAUCAAGCAGAAGUCCACGGAGAGUUCAGCCAGUGGCAGUGUGUCCAACGGGCAGCAUGUGGUCUACGAAGCCAUCUGUGGUAAAACAGGUCUCUCUGUGUACCACAAGCUGCUCCAGGGCCAGGAGCCCGGCCACAGAUGACAUGAAAGCGACCAGAGGCCCGUCCUGCCCCUCUGCUGGCCUGACAGGUGUCUCUGCAUGUAACUACAUCCUCACAGAGGUGUAUUCUGGGAAAGGACAACAGCAGCAGAUCAAAGCGUGCCAGACAUCGAACAGGGUCCUAUUAAUUUCUCUCUGAUACAGCCACAGACAUUCGAGAGGGGCCAGGAAUGCCCAGCUUUGACGCAGGUUGAGAUUUUAUUUGCUCAGCUCAACAUCAGUUGGCCUUUUCAGCUCCUUACCCUGUGUACCCCCUCCCUCUCCCCUCACCCCCGUUGGCUACGCUCAGUCUAUAUCCCAACAGUUGUCCGCCCUCAUUCUCUCCAUGCUACUGAUGCCACAGAAAGAUUUCACUGACAGAUAGCCUUCAGCAGAUGGUUCCUUAAUGCCCCAGUGGCAUUUUAAUUUCAGGAUCCAACCUUUUAUUCUUUGCUCCUGCAGUAACAUAUGCACCACUACCCAUUCAUGUAGAUGUUAUCUUUAUAUACAAACGGACAAGCGUACAGAGGAGGUUCUUUUGUGAGAAGCUUCUGGCAUUACACACCUUGACUCGUUGCCAAAACAUUUGCUGUGCUCAUUGCCUAAGGAUGUGUUAAAGUAGAGAACGAUUUGCUUGUAGGCGUAAAAAGGAGCAUAAAUGACGGUAGAUUGCUGCCUUGUUCCACGUUUACAAGGACAAUGUAAAACAAAUAUCAAGAAUGCAGUUGACCUGUGAUUUUUCCUGUAAGCUGUUGAGAUGUAGAUGUUUUUCUUGGACGGACCAAAUGUAAUAUUUUAAGUAAAUUAUUGUAGUUGUAUUAGUAUUUAUUCACUGAAUAUUGUCCACCAAAAGGCCUUUUUGGCCGUUUCUGUAGCUUGAAGCAUAACAUAAAGAGGAAUUAUGGUUAUGCACAGCCUUGCCUAUAUGAAGGUUAAUGCUGUACCAGCAGAUCAAUAUCCAUGAAGGUAAUAUGUUGCUUGGGACCAUAUAGUGAGUUAACUCAGGGCGUGUUAAUAGAAUAAAACAUCUCUGUUAUAUAUCAAUAGAUUCAGAAUAUGUUUAUGAUGACUUUGUCAGAAAUACUUGAAUGUCAUGCAUGUCAUAUCCACUGAUGAUCAUCAUCACAGGGAUUUUGCACAGAUGGUACAGUAGUUCUCCAUGCAGACUAGAACUGGUUUUAAUACACUUGAAAGUAUUGUAUUUUGUAGUGAUCGAUGGCAAACUUAAUGUUGUGGUCUACUUUACUACACCAGUGCAUGCUGUGUUACAGAUAUUCAACAGUGGCAUCCAAAUCAAUGUAUAUUCUCCUGUGGUGAUACAAAGUUGUUUACAGUCUGAUCAUUUGAUCUGUUGUGUCGCUGAUGUUUACAACACACAUGCAUGGUAAUGUCAUGUUUUUGGAAUCAUAUUGGUAUCAAACAACAUUGAAAUGAAAACCGAGAAAACAUUAAAACAUGCUGAUAGUGUCAGUAAA